AUGGACAUUGAUAAGGUCACUUUUACACAUAAUACUCACACGAGUCUAUUGAAGAGUUAUCAUCAAUUACAUAAUCAGCAUCAUAAUACUAUUAAUGCUCACAACAAUCACAAUUCGUCCUCGUCUUCGCCUCAUCAUCACCAAUACAAAAACCAUAGUAACCAUCAAGAUAUAGACAGUAAUAAUGGAAACGACGCUAAAAUUUACGAUUAUCAAACACCAAAUCCUAAACUGACAUAUUACAACUCUUCACCGCAGAAUUACUCGCUUCCUUCUCUUUCAUCACGAAGCGAUCAUGUUGGCUCAGAAUUGCUUCGUAUACAAGCUCAGCAGACUCAAAAACAUUUAGCUGCAACCGCCGCCGCACGUGCUGCUUCAACAUCUUCAUUGUCAAACAUGGAGAUUUCUUCAGUGCAAGCACAGCAGCAACAACCUCCUUCAUCAGCAGCAAUAACGACGAUGGCACGUGAAGAAGCAAGCAGCGACGUGAUUCUAAAACCUUACAGAUGCUCAGUACUCGGAUGCGAAAAAACAUACAAAAACUCGAACGGACUAAAGUAUCACAACAUCCACGGACAUCGUUCCUCGGGUCCUGACGAUGACGGUACACGCUCAGUCCCGAAACCGUAUUUCUGUAAGAUCGAAGGUUGUGACAAGCGAUACAAGAAUCCGAAUGGGCUAAAGUACCAUCUUGAACAUGCGCAUAAUUUUGCGUUUGCGAAUCCGUCUACGCUACCGUCGUUGCGUGAAG
Molecule: messenger RNA, 751 nt
Organism: Ambispora leptoticha
Lineage: Eukaryota; Fungi; Glomeromycota; Glomeromycetes; Archaeosporales; Ambisporaceae
Source: the annotation of a GenBank genome assembly